AUGCAGUGCCUAGCGGCCGCUCUUAAGGACGAAACCAACAUGAGUGGGGGAGGGGAGCAGGCCGACAUCCUGCCGGCCAACUACGUGGUCAAGGAUCGCUGGAAGGUGCUGAAGAAGAUCGGGGGCGGGGGCUUUGGUGAGAUCUACGAGGCCAUGGACCUGCUGACCAGGGAGAACGUGGCCCUCAAGGUGGAGUCAGCCCAGCAGCCCAAGCAGGUCCUCAAGAUGGAGGUGGCCGUGCUCAAGAAGCUGCAAGGGAAAGACCACGUGUGCAGGUUCAUUGGCUGUGGCAGGAACGAGAAGUUCAACUAUGUAGUAAUGCAGCUGCAGGGCCGGAACCUGGCCGACCUGCGCCGAAGCCAGCCUCGAGGCACCUUCACGCUGAGCACCACACUGCGGCUGGGCAAGCAGAUCCUGGAGUCUAUUGAGGCCAUCCACUCUGUAGGCUUCCUACACCGGGACAUCAAGCCAUCAAACUUUGCCAUGGGCAGGCUGCCCUCCACCUACAGGAAGUGCUACAUGUUGGACUUUGGGCUGGCCCGGCAGUACACCAACACCACAGGGGAUGUCCGGCCCCCUCGGAAUGUGGCUGGUUUUCGAGGGACCGUUCGCUAUGCCUCAGUCAAUGCCCACAAGAACCGGGAGAUGGGCCGCCACGAUGACCUGUGGUCCCUCUUCUACAUGCUGGUAGAGUUUGCAGUGGGCCAGCUGCCCUGGAGGAAGAUCAAGGACAAGGAGCAGGUGGGGAUGAUCAAGGAGAAGUAUGAGCACCGCAUGCUGCUGAAGCAUAUGCCCUCUGAGUUCCACCUCUUCCUGGACCACAUCGCCAGCCUCGACUACUUCACCAAGCCUGAUUACCAGUUGAUCAUGUCGGUGUUUGAGAACAGCAUGAAGGAGCGGGGCAUUGCGGAGAAUGAGGCCUUUGACUGGGAGAAGGCAGGCAAUGACGCCCUCCUGUCCACAAGCACCUCCACCCCGCCCCAGCAGAACACACGGCAGACGGCAGCCAUGUUUGGGGUAGUCAAUGUGACGCCGGUGCCAGGGGACCUGCUCCGGGAGAACACAGAGGACGUGCUGCAGGGCGAGCACCUGAGCGACCAGGAGAACGCACCCCCAAUCCUGCCUGGGCGGCUCCCCGAGGGGCUGGGCCCAGGUCCCCACCUUACCCCUCAUCCCGGGGGUCCUGAGGCCGAGGUCUGGGAGGAGACAGAUGUUAACCGGAACAAGCUCCGCAUCAACAUUGGCAAAACCUCUUGUGUGGUGGAGGAGGAGCAGAGCCGAGGUGUGGGGGUCCCCAGCUCCCCAGUGCGUGCCCCCCCAGACUCCCCGACAACCCCAGUCCGUUCUCUUCGCUACCGGAGGGUCAACAGCCCCGAGUCGGAGAGGCUCUCCAUGGCGGACGGGCGGGUGGAACUUCAUGAGAGGAGGUCACGGAUGGAUCUGCCCGGCUCGCCCUCACGCCAGGCCUGCUCAUCACAGCCGGCCCAGAUGCUGUCAGUGGACACAGGCCAUGCUGAUCGGCAGGCCAGCGGCCGCAUGGACGUGUCAGCCUCCGUUGAGCAAGAGGCCCUGAGUAACGCCUUCCGCUCAGUGCCACUGGCUGAGGAGGAGGACUUCGACAGCAAGGAGUGGGUCAUCAUUGACAAGGAGACAGAGCUCAAGGACUUCCCACCGGGGGCAGAGCCCAGCACAUCCGGCACCACGGACGAGGAGCCCGAGGAGCUGCGGCCGCUGCCCGAGGAGGGCGAGGAGCGGCGUCGGCCGGUGGCCGAGUUGGCUGUCCGGCCCCGGGGACGCAGCAUGCAGACACUGGCCGAGGAGGACCCACGGCACACGCCACUCCAGCCCCCGCUGCCCCAGCUGAGCCAGGCUGAUGGCCGAUUGGAGACAUCGCAGCCCCCCACACCUGGCAGCCCUUCCCACUCACCCCUGCACUCAGGACCCCGCCCUCGAAGGAGAGAAUCGGAUCCCACGGGCCCACAGAGACAGGUAUUCUCGGUGGCGCCCCCGUUUGAGGUGAAUGGUCUCCCACGAGCUGUGCCUCUGAACCUGCCCUACCAGGACUUCAAGAGAGAUCUCUCUGAUUACCGCGAGAGGGCACGGCUGCUCAACAGGGUCCGGAGGGUGGGCUUCUCGCACAUGUUGCUCACCACCCCCCAGGUCCCUCUGGCUCCCAUUCAGCCUCAGGCCAAUGGGAAGGAGGAAGAGGAAGAGGAGGAGGAGGAGGAGGAAGAGGAGGAAGAGGAGGAAGAGGAGGAAGAAGAGGAAGAAGAGGAGGAGGAGGAGGAGGAGGAAGAGGAAGAGGAAGAGGAGGAAGAAGAGGAGGAGGCAGUGGCUCUGGGGGAGGUGCUGGGGCCUCGCAGUGGCUCCAGCAGUGAGGGAAGUGAAAGGAGCACCGACCGGAGCCAGGAGGGCGCCCCAUCCACGCUGCUGGCUGACGAUCAGAAGGAGUCCAGGGGCCGGGCCUCCAUGGCCGAUGGGGACCUGGAGCCUGAGGAGGGCUCCAAAACACUGGUGCUCGUCUCCCCUGGUGACAUGAAGAAGUCGCCUGUCACUGCCGACCUGGCCCCUGACCCCGACCUGGGCACCCUGGCUGUCCUCACUCCUCAGCACGAACGGCCCCAGCCCACUGGCAGCCAGCUGGAUGUGUCUGAGCCAGGCACCCUGUCCUCCAUCCUCAAGUCUGAGUCCAAGCCCCCCGGUCCCGGGGUAGGGCCAGGGGCUGGGGUGGUGACCACAGGAGCAGGGGGAGUGGCAGUCACCUCCUCACCCUUCACCAAAGUUGAGAGGACCUUUGUGCACAUUGCAGAGAAAACCCACCUCAACGUCAUGUCUUCCAGUGGGCAGGCCUUACGACCUGAGGAGCUUGGCACUGGUGUUGAGCUGGGCCUGGAGGUGCCCUCUGAUGGCGGUGCUGCAUGGGAGAGGGCUCUGGUGCCCCUGGAGAACGGCAUCACCCUGUCAGGGCUGGAUGGGGCUAAGACAGAGAGCUGUGCUCUGUCUGGCCCUCCUGGGGACACCCCUUCAGAAGUGGCCAGGGACUCACUGCCCAAUGGCCCAGCCCUUGCUGAUGGGCCAGCCCCAGUAUCCCCGCUGGAGCCAGGCCCUGAGAAACUGGACACCAUCUCUCCCAGUCGCCAGGCUAGGCCAGGCCCUCACCUGAGGAGCCGUAUCCCUGUUCUGCUAUCUGAGGAGGACACGGGCUCAGAGCCCUCGGGCUCACUGUCGGCCAAAGAGCGAUGGAGCAAGAGGGCCCGGCCACAGCAGGACCUGGCCCGGCUGGUGAUGGAGAAGAGGCAAGGCCGGCUGCGACUGCACCUGGCCUCAGGGGCCUCGUCUUCCUCCAGUGAGGAGCAGCGCCGCGCUUCUGAGACACUUUCCGGCACAGGCUCCGAGGAGGACACCCCUGCCUCUGAGCCUGCAGCACCCAGGAAGUCUGGUAGGGCAGCAGCCACCCGGAGCCGGAUUCCCCGCCCCAUCAGCAUACGCAUGCCCACACCUGCCACAGCCCAGCAGUCCCCCGGGAGACCCCAAGUCGCAUCCCCAGCAUCUGACACAGCCAUCACCAGCAGGCUCCAGCUGCAGAAGCCCCCAGGGUCGGCCAUUUCUGCUGACCUCCGACCCAAACAGCCCUCUGGUCGCCGCCCGGCUCCAGGCAGAGCACGAGCGGGAGCCAGGACCCCCGCCCCCGCCCCCGCCCCAGCCCCACGCAGUCCCGGCCUCACCGCAGCAGCGCGCAACCAGAGCGCGUCCCCGCGGAGCCGGUCUCUGUCCCGCAAAGAGAGCGCCUCCCCAUCGCACCAGGUCCGGCCCGCGGGCCCCCCACCCCGGGGAGCCCCACAGGCCCGGGCCCAGCCUGAUGGCACCCCCUCCCCGGGGGGCCCCAAGAAAGGACCCAGGGGGAAACUCCAGACUCAGAGUGCAGUAACCAAAGGCCGGGCGGGGGUUGCGGAGGGCCGAGCCGGAGCCAAAUCAUGA
Messenger RNA from Trichechus manatus latirostris (Florida manatee), 3978 nucleotides. RefSeq names its product tau tubulin kinase 1 (gene TTBK1). Gene Ontology annotation, cellular component: cytoplasm; nucleus. Gene Ontology annotation, molecular function: protein serine/threonine kinase activity; ATP binding. Gene Ontology annotation, biological process: peptidyl-serine phosphorylation; signal transduction; peptidyl-tyrosine phosphorylation. The transcript is spliced from 14 exons. The record is from RefSeq and is a predicted model, not a curated record. NCBI's taxonomy places the organism in Eukaryota, Metazoa, Chordata, Mammalia, Sirenia, Trichechidae. Bases 1 to 3978 code for a protein of 1325 amino acids.